Aphidius gifuensis is the source of this 1519-nucleotide messenger RNA. It is a transcript of the gene kermit, whose product is annotated as PDZ domain-containing protein GIPC3. The transcript is spliced from 5 exons. The coding region runs from base 91 to 1203 and encodes 370 amino acids. Gene Ontology annotation, molecular function: protein binding. Lineage: Eukaryota; Metazoa; Arthropoda; Insecta; Hymenoptera; Braconidae. The record is from RefSeq and is a predicted model, not a curated record.
ACAAUAACACGUGAUUUUUCAAGAGAGCCAUUAUUUUUUUAUAAAAAAAUUUAUACGUAGUAGAAAAAAUAAAAAUAAAAAUAAACACAGAUGAAAGAAUCAACGGUUUUUGAAAGAAUGAGAAAAUUAAUGAGUGAAAAUAUGCCGUUGUUCAGGACAAAGAGUUCAACGAAAUCAGGUGGUUCUUCGGGAUCAACCGGUGUAUUACAAGAUAAAAAACAAAAUAACGGAUCUCAAGUACAACACAAACACACAAACGAUACUGGUGAUGCCACUGGUAACAGUAUUACCAGCAAUGGACUUAGUAAACGGGACAAAAUAAAUAAUCAAAAUCAAGAAACUGACGUUAAUCAAAAUAAAGCACAACUUGUUUUUCAUUGUCAAUUAGCUCAUGGUAGUACAACUGGUUUAAUAUCUGGCUUCGGUAACGUGCGUGAAUUGUAUCAAAAAAUUGCCGAGUGUUACGAAUUACCAGUUAGUGAGAUACUUUUUUGUACUUUAAACACACACAGAGCUGAUAUGUCUGAGCUACUUGGUGGUCAAAUUGGCUUGGAUGAUUUUAUAUUUGCUCAUCAAAAAGGUCAACCAAAAGAAAUUGAAUUGGUUAAAACAGAGGAUGCAUUGGGUCUGACAAUAACAGACAAUGGUGCUGGUUAUUCAUUUAUAAAAAGAAUAAAAGAAGGAUCAGUUAUUGAUCAAGUUAAAGUGAUCCAAGUUGGUGAUCAUAUUGAACGUAUUAAUACUGAAAAUUUAGUUGGUAAACGACAUUUUGAAGUUGCAAGAUUACUUAAAGAUAUACCAAAAGGUGCAACAUUUACAUUGAGACUUAUUGAACCACAAAAAAAUGGUUUUGGUAGUAUUGGUCCACGUUCAGAUCCAAGAAAAGGCAAAAAACCAGGAUAUGGAAGUGGAAAAGAAACUUUGAGAUUUAAAGCUGAUGGAAAUGCUCAAAUACAAACAGUUGAUGAUUCAGCAACAAUUGGCAUAGAUAAAAUAAAUGGAAUACUUGAAAAUUUCAUGGGAAUAAAUGAUAAUGAAUUAGCAAGUCAAAUAUGGGAUUUAGCUGUGGGAAAAUCAAACAGCAUGGAUUUUGCUGAAGCUAUUGAUAAAUCUGAUCUUGAAGCAUUUGGAUUUCCUGAUGAUUUUGUUAUUGAAGUUUGGGGUGUUGUUACUGAUGCCCGAAGUGGUCGAUUCAAUAAUUAAAAAAAAUUUAUAUUUAAAGUUAAUCAAUGCGGUUGUCGCCAUACAUUUUUUUUUUUUUCUUUCUUUCAAUUAUAUCAAGUAUUUAUAUGUUUAAAUUCAUAAUAUAUAUUUUAUGUGUACAAAAAUAAAUUGUAUACAUAACGAAUGAGAUAUGCAAAAAGAAAAAAAAAAAUUAUUUAUAAAUCAAAUAAUCAUUUUUUGUAUAAACAAGACAUUUUCCAAGACAUUAUAUUUACAAAAUAAAAUUAAAAUUAAUCUGUGUAAAUAAAACUUGUUUUUCAAAAAUUAAAAAAAUGAAAAUUAAUUGCAAUAUAAA